AUGCGCGCCGCGUACGGCAACGCGCGCGCCUCCACCCUCCUCGUCGUCGAGUUCUACGCCAAGUGGUGCAACAGCUGCCGGCGGCUCUACCCCAGGCUGUGCCGACUCGCGGCGCAGGAGUCCGACGUCCUCUUCGUCAAGGUGGAGUUUGACGAGUGCAAGGACCUGUGCCGCAAGCUCGGGGUGGUCAAGCUCCCCUACUUCCACGUGUACAACGGAAGCGGCUCGCGCCUCGCCGACUUCGCCUCCAGCCUGGAUCCCACCAAGUUCAAGAGGCUCACCGACGCCAUCGAGGCCAACCGCGGCAUCCGAUGCGCGCUGCCGGCGAAUAAAUCCGAGACGCAGGAGCAGUGGCAGGACGACGCAUACCUGUCGAGCCUGGUCAAGCUGCACCACGUGACGUUCGUGUGGCGCGGCGGCGGCGAUGACGUCAUGAUCACCGGCGACCCCGCGGGCGGAUGGACGCACACGCUCACCAUGACGAAAGUCAACGACAUCGGCGGCGACGGACCCCUCGACGAUCGAUCCUCCGCGACGCACGUCGCCACAUGCAUACUCCCGACGGGCACUUUCCGCUUCAAGUUCAUCGUGGACGGCUCGUGGAUCGUGGAUCCCAACUAUCCCAUCAUCGCGGACGAGGCGGAGAACGUCAACAACGAGAUCUUCGUGGGCGCCGCGCACUGGCCGUUUCAGUGGGUGCAGAUGCCGACGGCGGCGCCGCCAGGGCCGCCGGGCGUCGGCGUGAAUUACUCGCCCGUGGCGUUGGACAUGCACGCGCCGGACCGGGAGACCGCCGCCGCCGCGGGGGUGAGCGGCGGCAGGGUCGGGUCCGGCGCGCGCGCGCGGGGUGGCUCGAGGGAUCGAAGGGUUCGAGAUUACGCGGAAUCCGACGCGGACGAGGUGAGGGAGCGGAUGGCGGAGAAGCGGCGAGCGGACGCGGAGAGGGCCCGGUCGUUGUACGCCAGCUCGAAGAAUCGAUCCGGGAUCGUGACCAGCUCGAUCGACAAGUUCAGGCCGCCGAGCUCGGACGAGGACGGCGACGAGGACGGCGAUGGGGACGGCGACGGGGACGAGGGCGAGUCCCCGGAGCUGCCGCCGCCGUCCGCCGUCGCCAACAACACCGUCUCCACCAUCGGCGCGGAUUCGUCGUUUCCCAAAAAAGUCGAAGUGUCCAAGGGGAGCUACACCACCAAGUCGGAGCACGAGACCGCGGUGGAGCAGGAGCGCGCGGCGGCGUUCGAGCGGUUGAAGUUCAUGCGGAAGGAACGGGAGGCGCAGGCGAGUAAUCCCAGCGCGCCCGGGUACAAGCUCAGCCCCAGCGAGGGCGCGGGAGUCGUCGCCGCGUCGCCGGCGGUGGCUACCCAAUCGGACCUGCUCACGCUGGAGGAGCGAGUGGCGAGGGUGGAGCGAAUCCUGAACAGCAACAACCUGACGGAGGAGCAGUGGCUCAACGAGGGAUGACGAGACGAACGCGGAGGAAGACGACGACCCGCCGGGAGGGAUGUUUCGAACCGCGGAGAGGCGCCCGACGGAUGAGGUACUCCUAACAGUUAUUUACCUUCGUAUAUAAUAUAAGCCGAAAGACCGAGAG
Molecule: messenger RNA, 1591 nt
Organism: Micromonas commoda
Lineage: Eukaryota; Viridiplantae; Chlorophyta; Mamiellophyceae; Mamiellales; Mamiellaceae
Product: Thioredoxin/glycogen binding domain family fusion protein
Exons: 1
Coding region: 1-1461 (486 amino acids)
Biological process (GO): cell redox homeostasis
Source: RefSeq, a predicted model, not a curated record